AUCAAUAAUGGUGCAAAAUGAGAUUAGCGUGGCAUGAACACUCCAUUUCUCUCUUUUUUUUCUCCAAUCUAUGUCAAAAUGCUUAAAUCCUCUAGUUACUGUUGCAAAAAUGCGUCCAAGUCAAAGUCUUCUAUAUAUUUGGCGUACUGACCAUGCAAAUUGUUCAAAAGAGGCUGGCUGGCUUUGAUUUGAGAUUUUUUUUUUUUCUUCAUCUUUAUCUUGAAAGUUGACUGUCGUUUUCCACAAGGUGUGAGGAAGGACUUUUCGGUUUUAAAGUCGCCUAUUUUUUAUAGACUGUUAACCAAAAAACAAUUGGUUGGUGCUUCUGUGGGAGCUUGACUGUAAUUUUCGUUGUAGUUUGGUAGAGAGUUGCUAGUUAAACUUGGACCACGAGACCCUCAAAAGUACUUGAUCAGAGGUUCUAACUUCUCUUGUUCAUACAGACAGCUGCUCCCUUAUUGUGUGCUGUACAAAGACUGAAAAAAGCUUCUAGUAGACAGUGGAUAGCGAAAGCCAUUUCAGGCAUGAAAUUAAUUCCACGCUUGAAGUUUCAGAGUUAUUGUCAUUCGCCUUCAGGUUCUGGUGUCAAAUCAAAGGCUGCUCGAUAAAACAGGAGCCAAGUCUUUCUCGGCAGCUCAUCUUGAAUAACAGAGUUCAGCAAGAACAACAGACUCCAAACCUCCCAAAAAUGUUGAAAAUAAACCCCAUUAUGUUCUCACUUCACUUCCUUGCCCUCUUCCUUUUUUUUCUCGACCAUGCAAACCCACAGCUCCAUGAUCAAGAACAAGCCAUUCUACUAAGACUGAAGCAAUACUGGCAAAAUCCAUCUUCUCUCGACCGUUGGACCCCAUCAAGCUCCUCUCAUUGCACUUGGCCAGGAGUGGCCUGCGCCAAUAACUCCAUCACUCAGCUCCUUCUUGAUAACAAGGACAUCACUGGAACAAUCCCACCCUUUAUUUCUGACCUUAAGAACCUCAAAGUUCUUAAUUUUUCCAAUAACAGCAUUAUUGGAAAGUUCCCUGUAGCUGUCUACAACUUUUCCAAGUUAGAGAUCUUAGACCUCUCUCAAAACUACUUUGUUGGCACCAUUCCUGAUGAUAUUGACAGUUUGUCUCGGCUCUCGUACCUCAACCUCUGUGCUAAUAACUUCACUGGCAACAUUCCAGCUGCCAUUGGGCGGAUACCAGAGCUAAGAACUCUUUAUCUUCAUGAUAAUCUGUUUAAUGGUACUUUCCCUGCAGAAAUCGGAAACUUGUCCAAACUUGAAGAGUUAUAUAUGUCUCACAAUGGGUUUCUUCCAUCAAAGUUGCCUUCCAGUUUCACCCAGCUGAAGAAACUGAGGGAAUUGUGGAUUUUUGAAGCGAAUUUGAUUGGCGAGAUCCCACAAAUGAUUGGGGAAAUGGUGGCACUGGAGCACUUGGAUUUAUCAAAGAAUGAAUUGACUGGGAGUAUCCCAAACGGCUUGUUCAUGUUGAAGAAUUUGAAGUUUCUGUUUCUUUACAAGAACUUGCUAUCUGGGGAGAUCCCUCAGGUUGUUGAAGCUUUGAACUCGAUUGUCAUCGAUCUUUCAUGGAACAAUUUGAAUGGGACAAUACCUGUUGAUUUUGGGAAGCUUGACAAAUUAUCAGGUUUGAGUUUGUCCUUCAAUCAGUUAUCUGGUGAAAUCCCAGAAAGCAUUGGUCGUCUUCCCGCGUUGAAAGAUUUUGCGUUGUUUAGCAACAAUUUAUCAGGGCCAAUCCCGCCAGAUCUUGGGCGAUACUCAGCCCUUGACGGCUUCCAGGUUGCUUCCAAUAGGCUUACAGGGAACCUGCCUGAAUAUUUAUGCCAUGGAGGUAGCUUAACAGGAGUGGUAGCUUUUGAUAAUAAGCUCGGUGGAGAGUUGCCAAAAUCACUUGAGAAUUGCAGUAGUUUGCUAACAGUAAGAAUCUCAAACAACGCAUUUUUUGGUAAUAUUCCUGUUGGUUUAUGGACAGCUUUAAAUUUGCAACAACUGAUGAUAAAUGAUAAUUUGUUCACUGGAGAGCUUCCUAAUGAAGUGUCAACUAGUCUUUCACGGCUCGAGAUAAGUAACAACAAGUUCUCUGGUAGUAUUUCCAUUGAAGGGAAUUCUUGGAGGAAUCUGGUAGUCUUCAAUGCGAGCAAUAACCAAUUUACUGGCACUAUCCCUCUUGAAUUAACCGCUCUUCCUAAUCUGACGGUUCUUUUACUUGAUAAGAACCAGCUUACCGGAGCACUUCCAUCUGACAUCAUCUCAUGGAAAUCUUUAACUACUCUAAACCUCAGUCAAAAUCAGCUCUCUGGACAGAUUCCAGAGGAGAUUGCUAUCCUACCUCACCUGCUCGAACUGGACUUGUCAGAUAAUCAAUUUUCUGGCCAAAUUCCACCUCAACUCGGUUUGCUGAGACUUACGUAUCUCAAUCUCUCUUCAAAUCAUCUCGUGGGAAAAAUCCCAGCUGAGUAUGAAAAUGCAGCAUAUUCCAGUAGCUUCUUGAACAAUCCUGGUAUUUGUGCAAGUAGGCCAUCGCUAUACCUUAAGGUUUGCAUUUCCAGACCCCAAAAAUCAAGCAAAACUUCAACCCAACUCCUAGCCUUGAUAUUAAGUGUUUUGAUUACAGCUUUUCUGUUAGCAUUGUUAUUUGCAUUCAUCAUUAUCAGAGUUCACUGGAAGAGAAACCAUAGAUCGGAUUCAGAAUGGAAGUUCAUUAACUUCCAUAGGUUGAAUUUUACUGAAUCAAACAUACUGUCAGGAUUGACAGAAAGCAACCUGAUAGGAAGCGGUGGAUCAGGAAAAGUAUAUCGUGUUGCUGCAAAUGGCUCGAGUGUUGUUGCUGUGAAAAGAAUCUGGAAUAACAGACCGUUGGAGAAGAAACUUGAAAAGGAGUUCCUUGCAGAAGUUGAGAUACUGAGUACAAUAAGGCAUUUGAACAUAGUGAAGUUGCUCUGUUGUAUUGUCAAUGACAAUUCGAAACUUCUUGUCUACGAGUAUCUGGUGAAUCAUAGUCUCGAUCAAUGGCUGCAUACAGCAAGGCGAUCAAACAGUGCAUCAACUUCAGUAAAUCAUGUUGUUCUGGACUGGCCGAAGAGACUGCAGAUAGCAGUGGGAGCUGCUCAGGGUCUGUGCUACCUGCAUCACGACUGCUCUCCCCCAAUAGUUCACCGAGAUGUCAAGUCAAGCAAUAUCUUGUUGGAUUCUGAGUUUAAUGCAAAAAUUGCUGAUUUUGGUUUAGCAAAGAUGCUGAUUAAGCAGGAAGAACUUGCCACCGUGUCAGCUGUUGCCGGUUCUUUUGGUUACAUAGCUCCAGAGUAUGCUCAAACAGUUAGAGUAAAUGAGAAGACCGAUGUUUAUAGCUUUGGGGUUGUCCUUCUAGAACUAACAACGGGAAAAGCAGCAAAUUAUGGUGAUGAGCAUACAGGCCUCGCCAAAUGGGCAUUGCGUCACAUGCAAGAAGGAAAAACUAUAGUCGAUGCCUUAGAUGACGAGAUAAAGGAACCUUGUUACGUGGAUGAAAUGAGCAAUGUUUUCCUAUUGGGGGUUUUCUGUACCAGCGAAGUGCCUUCUGCUAGGCCUCACAUGAAGGAGGUUUUGCAAAUCUUACUCGGAAGGAACCAUCCAUUGGUCUACGGAGUGAAGAACAUUGGAAGUGAGUAUGAUUCCACUCCUUUGCUUAAGAACUCAAAACGCGAGGGGCAAUCAGAAAGUGACAGCACUUUGGCAUCCGAUAAUUGAUCACUCUGCUUUAUGCACAGAAAUCACCACUACUCCCUGCUUACCUUGAGAAUAAGGAGUGUUAUUUUUGAGUUCAAAUUGUAAAAUUUGCAUAGUUAGGCACAUAAUGAGCUAGUAUAAGUCUAAGAUAGUAGAUACCAUCUAAAUCUUCAGAGAAUAAAAUCGGCAGCUACAAGGUUGCAAUGCUGUAGCUUGUACGAUCUUUUCAAAACCAUUGUCCAAGCUGGGAUGCAUGAUAUCCGUUAAUA
This is a messenger RNA of Populus trichocarpa (black cottonwood), 3975 nucleotides long. RefSeq names its product receptor-like protein kinase 5. The record is from RefSeq and is a predicted model, not a curated record. Gene Ontology annotation, molecular function: ATP binding; protein binding; protein kinase activity. The transcript has 2 exons. The coding region runs from base 689 to 3727 and encodes 1012 amino acids. Gene Ontology annotation, biological process: protein phosphorylation. Lineage: Eukaryota; Viridiplantae; Streptophyta; Magnoliopsida; Malpighiales; Salicaceae.